CGAUCGAGCACACGACUUUCAUUAAAAUGCCUCCCCUUACCUGAAGAAAAUGUGAGUAUAUAACACGCCAUUCCAAAAAAUAAAAUAAAAUCGUUAUGUGAGUUGGUAAAGAAAAUACCGUUGCUCACAAAAUCUUACACAUCACACCAUCCCGGCAUUUACAAAGUUGCCCCCGAACCCUCCGUCGUCGGAGCCGCUGCUCUAACGGCCACCCUCCCGCAUAAGCCACAAUGACCACCAACUCCUCUUCCUCUCCCACCACCACCUCCACCGAUUCAGGUGAAAAAACCGCCGAAAUCCCCAUCGAGAUCGUCAGCGAAGAGGAAAUGGCUCUCAUCGAAGCUGCCCUCGCCGCCGCCGCUAUGCCUGCUUCUCACCUCCACAGGAAUUCUAAAUCAAUCCGCUCCUUCUCUCUCCUGUCUAAGCGCGGGCUAUCCGCUUGCACGUCCACUGGCCCGCCCGAUAUAGAGGAUUCGGGUCGGGCCUGCGGGUCGAAUAGCCCGAGCUCUCAGAAGAAUAAGAGGAACAGAAUGCUCGAGCCCUUUUUGCAUCGAUUCCGAAAGGGAAGAGGCUUGUCCGUCACCGACCUUACUGGCACGGAAUGGUGUGAAAAACAGACGGAGUUUAUUCUACUCUUUGGUAAACCGAAAAAGACGAAAGCUAUGAAAGCAGGUAGUGCGCGGCAUGUAGUACUUGAAGAAGAGGUAAUUAAAAGGGUAAAAGUUCAGGUUGAAAGUGCUGAAGAUGUGUGGGCUCUUAAAUUUAUCAAUUUCAUUGUCGGUACAAACCAACUAUUGUUUGAUGGAUUAACGCGCGAGUUACCUUUAGUAGGCUUUGUAGAAGGUGUGUGGAUGGUGGGGAUAAUUGAUGAAAUUCGGAUGCCUGUAUCUGAUUCCACUAGAUUUCCAGUAUUAGUUGACACCAAAACUCGUGUACGGGCGACCCUUCCAGGUGAACCACAAAAAAGAAACGGAAGGUUUCAGCUAAUGUGCUACAAGUAUAUGUGGGACACUUUAGUUGCGGACAAAUUUCCCACCCGAAAGUUCUAUGAUUUUUUCACAUUGAAUCCCAAUCAUAUUUUAUCUCCAGAAAUUAGAGAUAAUACAGCAAAAUCAGGUUUUCCUUCACAGACUCUGAGCGACGUGGUACGGUAUUUUGGAAAUAGUUGUUGCUCACUGCCUAUGGCUCAUGACCAGCUAUUGUUGAGAUAUGAGUUACAGGAAGAUCAUUCCUUAUUAGGGGAAGAUGAAUUCACAUAUGACCCUGAUCUGGUCAAGGUUCAAAUUAAGUCAUGUCUCGAGUUUUGGCUGGGCAAGAGAGAAGCCAGUUACCCUCCAAUGGAGGAGCUUUGGAAAUGCAAGUUCUGCAAGUUUGCCUCUGUAUGUCCAAUUAACUCGGACCCAGAUGAUUCUCCAGGCAAACCGAAAAGUGAAGAUAUUCCUUCGCCUGACCUGACUCCUAAGUAAGCCAUUCUUGAUACUCAGUUUCUCCUCAAAGAAAAGGAGCAGUUGGAUUUAUUGAAUCUCCUUGAUUCUUGCUGGGGUUGUUGCUGUGGAUCUCUCCCAUUAGGAGGAUUUACUAUGUGGUUUAAUUUGUUGAUCAGUUUAAUAUUGUUGUAUAGUUCAUUAUUGUUGUUAAUUGUUAUAACAUAGGAUCAAAUGUCAAAUAGAAAAUUGUGAAAUUGUAUGGCAUUUAUGAUGCAUUGUAAAAGUUCAGUUUAUAACUUAUUUAUGUAUUGUUUGAAGUGUCCGAUAAUUGAAAUGGAAAUUUACAUACUCUCUUUCGUUU
Molecule: messenger RNA, 1788 nt
Organism: Salvia miltiorrhiza (redroot sage)
Lineage: Eukaryota; Viridiplantae; Streptophyta; Magnoliopsida; Lamiales; Lamiaceae
Product: exonuclease V, chloroplastic
Exons: 7
Coding region: 231-1466 (411 amino acids)
Biological process (GO): interstrand cross-link repair
Cellular component (GO): nucleus
Molecular function (GO): single-stranded DNA 5'-3' DNA exonuclease activity
Source: RefSeq, a predicted model, not a curated record